Messenger RNA from Plasmodium malariae, 1644 nucleotides. RefSeq names its product protein disulfide-isomerase, putative. Gene Ontology annotation, biological process: protein folding; response to endoplasmic reticulum stress. NCBI's taxonomy places the organism in Eukaryota, Apicomplexa, Aconoidasida, Haemosporida, Plasmodiidae. Gene Ontology annotation, cellular component: endoplasmic reticulum. The transcript is spliced from 4 exons. Bases 1 to 1644 code for a protein of 547 amino acids. Gene Ontology annotation, molecular function: protein disulfide isomerase activity. The record is from RefSeq and is a predicted model, not a curated record.
AUGGUAAAAAUAAUAUAUAAAGAAUUCUUAGCAUUAUUUCUUUAUCUUUUAAUAAAUGGAUAUUCGGGAAAUGAUGGAGUUGAGAAAAAAAAUGAAAUAUACAGCGUAACUAUGAAAGAUUUCAACAAUAUUUUAUAUGAUCAAGAGAAAUUUACAUUUUUAGUUGUAUACACUCAUUGGUGCUAUAGAUCGAAUUUAUUAUUAGAAAACUUAGAAAAAAUAUCGAAUUUGUUAAAGUAUGAUAAUAAUAUAAGGAUAGCAAAAAUAAAUGCUGCAGUUAAUAGUGAAAUAAUAGAAAAACUAAGUGUCUAUAGCUAUCCUUCUUUGUAUAUGAUAAAGAAAGACGAAAUGCAUAAAUAUAACGGUGUAAAUAGCAUCAAAAAAAUAUUAUUAUGGAUAUAUCAAUAUCUAGACAAAAGUAUAUAUGAAAUAAAUAAUAAAGAAAAAUUAACAUUAUUGCUAGAGUUAGAAGAAUAUAAUAAUUCUAUUUUAUUUUUUAUAAGCAGAAAAGAUAAAGAUAUAAAUCUAGUCAAUAACUUAGUUGAAAUAUGUACGUUAAUAGGUAAAACUUUUUGUUUUUAUAUAAAACAAGAAAAUGUAAUUCAUUUUCUUGUAAACACUGUAAUAUCAAAUAACUAUCAUUACGAUACUGUGGAGUUACAAAAGAAAGAUAUUUAUGGGAUUUUAUUUAAAAAUGAUGAUUUUGAUGAACAUUUUUAUAUAACUGAUGAAAGUGUAAAUAAAUUAUAUGACCCUGAAUGUUCAAAAGAAGAAAAAAUAGAAAUGUUAGUAAAGUGGGUUCAGAAAAAAGUUGAACCAUUAGUUAUUAAAUUUUCUGAAUAUUAUUUUCCAUUACUGUUUUCAAGUAAUACUGUUACCUUAUUUAUAUUAUAUAACGAUAUAAAUGAGUUAAACAAAUUAGAUAUUAUUAAAUGUGCAAAGAAAUAUAAAAAUAUUACUUUUUCAAUUUCUGGAAAUUUACAAGUGUAUGAAAAGAGAUUAUUAUCUGAGUUACUUAUAGAACAAUUAAAAAAACCACUCAUGAGAAUUACUGAAUUUAAAAAUAAUAUAACUAUUCCAUAUAAAUAUAAACCUGUCAAUGACGAUUUAGAAAUAAAUGAAAAGAAUAUAGAGGAUUUCAUCAAUGGAUAUAUGGCGGGAAAAAAAUAUUUCUACCGAAAAAGUGAAAGACCAUUACCUGAAGAAUUCAAUAAUGGAUAUGUAAAAAUAAUAGUUGCUGACACGUACGAUGAAUAUAUAUUUAACAAUGAUAAAAAUGUUGUAGUAUUAUACUAUGCACCAUGGUGUGGGCAUUGCUAUAAAUUUGAGCCAGUGUACAGAGAAGUUGGAAGAAGAUUGAAGUUGUACGCAGCUAAAUUCAAAGAUUUUAAUAAUGAUAUAAUAAUAGGAAAAAUAGACGCAGUAAACAACGAAAUAUAUAAUAUACCCAUCGAGGGAUACCCUACCGUUUAUCUAUAUACAAAGGAAAACAAAAUGGCGCCUAUGAGGUAUUUAGGACCAAGGACUGUAGAAAGAAUUAUCACUUGGAUAUGCGAAAAAACAAACACAAACAUAGAUAUAUUAGAAUUUCUCAACUUAAAUUUGGAUGAUGAGCAGCUUUUCGAGAAUUAUGAAGAACUGUGA